Messenger RNA from Syngnathus acus (greater pipefish), 1938 nucleotides. RefSeq names its product neuropeptide Y receptor Y2, like (gene npy2rl). The coding region runs from base 561 to 1733 and encodes 390 amino acids. The transcript is spliced from 8 exons. Gene Ontology annotation, molecular function: neuropeptide Y receptor activity. Gene Ontology annotation, cellular component: membrane. NCBI's taxonomy places the organism in Eukaryota, Metazoa, Chordata, Actinopteri, Syngnathiformes, Syngnathidae. The record is from RefSeq and is a predicted model, not a curated record. Gene Ontology annotation, biological process: G protein-coupled receptor signaling pathway.
GAGGAUGGGACGAUCUCGAGAGACCACCAUAAUAGUCUAUUUUUAUUUUUCUGCUGGCAACCGACCACGCCGGCGAGCUGCUGGGGUAACAACCAUCUUGUCGCUAGUGCAAGGUAAGCGUCUGUCCCACAAGGAGGCGAUGAAGCGCUCGGCUGCUGCUUCUUCAUUUCUGAUUGACUGCCAACAUCAAACAGCCAAGGACUUUUAGAGGCUGGACCACGGAGACGCCACCGGCAACGUGGGCUGGCCCUGCCAAGCCGACAAGAACGACAGGACGUUUCCUGUGUGCAACUGGACAUACAAAGUGUGUGAGUUCACAAACUGUAUGUUUGCCUUCGGAGUUCCCAGCCGCGACACGUGAGAGCGGACGGACGAGAAAUGAUUGAGCAUCUUCAGUUGGUCGUUAGACUUGUGGGCAGGGACAUGGGCCCGGAACUGGACAUGCGAGAUACAUAAUUGGACGUCGGACCCAUGCGAUUGGACAAAAGUGUGUGAAUCGCUAACUGUGCAUUUUUGUCAACUGCGAGUCGCUCUUAAACGUGUGUGAUUGGACAUACGACAUGGACUCGCCUGACGUCAGUCAGGAGGACCCACCCACGGCCGGGGCUGAGAACCUCAGUUGCAAAUACGACUUUGCGGCCAACGCAGAGCGCCAUGGCUUCGAAGGCGAGACCCUUCUGGAAGACCCCAUCCGACUGCCCGGCGUGCAGGUGGUAUUGAUUGUGGCCUACACCGCCAUCAUCCUGCUGGGGCUUGUGGGUAAUUCGCUGGUCAUCUACGUCAUCUAUCGCUUCAAGACACUGCGCACCGUCACCAACUUCUUCAUCGCCAACUUGGCUGUCGCCGACCUGCUGGUGAACGUGCUGUGUCUCCCGUUCACGCUGGUCUACACGCUGCAAGGUGAGUGGCACUUUGGCGCCGCCCUCUGCUUCCUGGUGCCCUUCGCCCAAGGCCUCGCCGUCCACGUCUCCACUCUGACCCUCAACGUCAUCGCCCUGGACCGCCACAGGUGUAUCAUUCACCAUCUGGAAACCAGGAUGCGUAAGGUCACGUGCUUCUGGGUCAUCGCAGUCACGUGGUUGCUGAGCGCCGCGCUCGCCAGCCCCCUCGCCAUCUUCCGAGAGUACGGACCGGUCACGCUGACGCCGGGACACAGCAUCCAGGUGUGCAGAGAGAAGUGGCCCGGGUCCAGCACGGACGGGACGGUGUACAGCGUCUCCAUGCUGGUGCUGCAAUACUUCCUCCCGCUCUCCAUCAUCUCCUUCGCCUACGCCCGCAUUUGGUCCAAGCUGCGACGUCACGUCAGCCCAGCAGAGGGCAGGGGCGACGGAGCGUCGGCAGGUUCCGAGCGCCACCGCCGCCACUGUAAAGCGACCAAAAUGCUGGUGACCAUGGUGGUGGUGUUCGCCGUCAGUUGGCUCCCUUACCACGCCUUCCAGCUGGCCACCGACAUCAACAGCAGCGUGCUGGACAUGCCGCACUUCCGCCUGCUCUACACCCUCUUCCACGUGGUGGCCAUGUGCUCCACCUUUGCUAACCCGUUGCUCUACGGAUGGAUGAACCGCAACUACCGCGCCGCCUUCCUCGCCGCCUUCAAGCUCAGAGAUAGAGGCUGUCAGCGCAGACGCCAAGACGCCAUCCACCAGGUGGGCGUGGGGGACGGAGGGAAGACCAAGAUAGCGGAGGGGAGGCAGGAAGUUGCGUCCGCCUGCCUCAAAGCUACUGACGUGUGAACGUGACAUUUCUUUAUGGGUAAGAAAAAGCAGCUGACUUUGGGAAAACGCUCGCCAUUUCAAAUUGACGUCUUUCCGUUCUCUGAUUGGCUGGUCAGAGCAAAACACACAUGAAUAGAUGUUAUAAUCAGCACUUUGUGAGUACAAGAUGUCUAUCAAUUUUAUGUUUUGUCACGUUUUCAAAUAAAUAUUGAUUGUAAACUGA